AUGACCUCCAAAGCGCCCCAAGAGGAUAAUCCCCAAGAGGAGACCUCCUCCGCCGUCUCCACGUCGUUCCCGCCCCUCUACAAAGUCUACAAGCGCCGUUUCUGGGGUCUCGCCCAGUUAGUCCUGUUGAACAUUGUCGUGAGCUGGGACUGGUUGACCUUCUCCGCCAUCUCCACCACCGCAGCUGAGCACUUAGGCGUCUCCGAGAGUGCCAUCAACAGGCUCAGCACGGGCUAUCUCUUUGCCUUGCGCGUCGCCAGUCCCGUCGUGAUCCUCACCCUCAACAAAGGCGGUCCCAAGCCCGCCAUCAUCACCACCUCGUCGAUUCUCCUGGUGGGCAAUUGGAUUCGGUAUGCGGGCACGAGGGCCAACGGCGGCAUCUUCGGUCUGGCCAUGUUCGGCCAGAUCCUCAUCGGGCUGUCGCAACCCUUCUGUCUGAGCGCCCCCACACGAUACAGUGACCUCUGGUUCUCCGAUAGUGGUCGCAUCAGCGCAACCGCCGUCGCGACCUUGGCCAAUCCAUUGGGAGCUGCGCUGGGCCAGCUGGUCGACUCCUUCUGGGCGACCACCCCCAGCGAGGUCCCCGAUAUGGUCUUGUACAUCUCCGUCAUCGUAAGUCUCUCACCCACACGGCCAGAGAUAUCGCAGCGACUCACCCAAUCUCAGGCCACCGUCGUCGCCAUUCCCUCCUUCUUCAUCCCCGCAGCACCCCCGGCGCCCCCCUGCGCCUCCGCGGCCGCUUCCAAGACGCCGCUCCGCCCCGCCGUCACCCAGCUCGUCCGCACCCCCGAGUUCUGGCUCAUCCUGGUCCCCUUCGCCGUGUACGUCGGCUUCUUCAACAGCGUCUCCUCGCUGCUGAACCAGAUCCUCGCCCCCUACGGCUUCGACGAGACCGAGGCCGGCAUCGCCGGCGGUCUCCUCAUCAUCGUCGGCCUUGUCACCGCCGCCAUCGUCUCCCCCAUCACCGACCGCUUCAAGCACUACCUCGCCACCAUCCGCGUGCUCGUCCCCAUCGUCGCCGUCUGCUACAUCGCCCUCAUCUUCGCGCCCCCCAGCCCCGCCGGCAUCGCCCCCUCCUACGUCGUUCUCGCCCUCCUCGGCGCCUCCUCCUUCGCCCUCCUCCCCGUCGUCCUUGAGUUCCUCGUCGAAAUCACCUACCCCUUCUCCCCCGAGAUCGGUAGCACCAUCUGCUGGACCGCCGGCCAGCUCCUCGGCGCCGUCUUCAUCCUCAUUCAGGACGCCCUCAAGGCCGGCCCCCGCGCCAACCCGCCCGAGAACAUGCGCAAUGCGCUCAUCUUCUCCGCUGUGCUUGCCGUCGUCGCUGCCCCGUUCCCCAUCUGCAUCGGCCUGUUUGGCCGUGAAGUGCGGCGCCGCAGGCUCGACGUCGACCGCGGCGUGAGUCUGUCCCAGGUCGCCUAG
Aspergillus terreus NIH2624 is the source of this 1419-nucleotide messenger RNA. RefSeq names its product putative cell surface receptor/MFS transporter (FLVCR). The transcript has 3 exons. Gene Ontology annotation, cellular component: membrane. The coding region runs from base 1 to 1419 and encodes 472 amino acids. Lineage: Eukaryota; Fungi; Ascomycota; Eurotiomycetes; Eurotiales; Aspergillaceae. Gene Ontology annotation, molecular function: transmembrane transporter activity. The record is from RefSeq and is a predicted model, not a curated record. Gene Ontology annotation, biological process: transmembrane transport.